Cladocopium goreaui is the source of this 1203-nucleotide messenger RNA. NCBI's taxonomy places the organism in Eukaryota, Dinophyceae, Suessiales, Symbiodiniaceae. The record is from the annotation of a GenBank genome assembly.
CCAUGGAUGCCAUGGGCCAUGGAUGCCAUGGAUGCCAUGGACAGAGAGAAGAAGGCCCGUUUGGCCUCAAACAUCCGGGACUUCUGGCUGCCUCCGGUCAUUCCGCGGCGGCGCUUUGAAGAUGUCACCGCUUUGGAGUUUCUGCGAGACUAUGUCUCCAUGUCGCAGCCAGUGGUGCUCACGGAUCUUCCCAGUGCCCAGUGGCCCUGUUUCGACCGCUGGACGGAGCAGUUCCUGCUGUCCACACUGGGCCCGUCCUUGGUCUCGGUCAACGUCACCCCGGACGGCCGCGCCGAUGCCGUGCGCGGCCUCGAGGCCGCGCACGGCGGGCGAUGCUUCGCCAAGCCCUUGGAGGAACGGAUGAGCUUUCAGGAGUUCUGGAAAUCGCUCUCGGGCAGCGACGAGGUGCACUACCUAUCUCGACAGAAUGACUCAUUACGUGAGGAAUUUCCUGCACUGCUGGAGGACGUGCCCGGCAUCCUUCCUUUGGCCAAAGAUGUCUGUGGCAACGAGCCGGAAGCUGUAAACCUCUGGAUAGGGGAUGAUCGGUCAGUCUCUUCCUGUCACAAGGAUCCCUAUGAAAAUUUCUACGUGGUGGUACGGGGCGAGAAGAUCUUCACGUUGCUUCCGCCCGCCAGCGCUCCCUUUCUGCAUGAGUCCCACUUUCCUUCCGCGACGUAUCGGCGGACAACCGACGGGCAGCUAGAAGCAGUGCUGGAUGAGGGAGAUCCAGAUGCGACAUCAUUGCCUUGGAUCCCCUUCGAUGUUUGCGAUGUCCACGUCGCCGAGAGCUUCCCGGACUUCGCGGAGUUUGGCGCCUCGUUGGCCUUGGAUGUCUCAGUGAAGGAACGGGAGCUCCUGUAUUUGCCGGCGAUGUGGUACCACCGCGUUGCGCAGAAAGGAGUGACCAUCGCGGUGAAUUACUGGCACGACAUGCAGAUUGGGCACGCGUAUCUUCAUCAUCAAUUUCUACGAGAUGCGUUUGGAAUGGACACUUUCCCAGAAUCUGAAAGCUGAUUCUGUGGCCCAAGUCAGUUUACAACCGAAAGAGAUAGACAGGGUCUGAAUCGCGCUCCAUUUGGUCCGGGAUGGUCCAGGACAAGAAGCCACUGCUGCGUGUGAUGCCUGUUGCUUCCCAACCAACAAGGAAUGCAGACAGCAGGUACACGAUGGAUCACAUAUUGAUGAAGACCAUGUGCAAAA